AUGGAUCAAAUUACAAAAUAUUCUUCAAAAGCAGAAGAUAUUCUUGGAACAAUUUCUCAACCUUUGAAGCCCCAUAUUCCUGCAAUAGCUCGUUUUCUUAUCGUCGCUACAUUUUUAGAAGAUGCAUUAAGAAUUUUGUUUCAGUGGAGUGCUCAAGUAUACUAUCUUGAAAGAGUGAGACAUAUUCCAUGGGGUUUAACACAUAUUUUUUUGUUUGGAAAUGUUGUUGCAAUGUUUGCAGGCUCAUUCUUGGUAAUUAAAAGAAAGUAUCCAGAAUAUGCAGUUAUUAGUCUAUUCCUAGUAAUAUUAACACAAUCAAUUGGAUAUGGUUUAUUUUUUGAAUUAAAUUUUUUUUUAAGAAGUCUUUCAGUAACAGGUGGUCUAUUGAUGGUAUUAUCUGAUGCUUUCUCAAAAAAAAAAUCUGUAUUUGCUGAUCUUCCACAAUUAUCAGAGCGUGAUCGUAAAACUUAUUUUCAGUUGGCUGGACGUGUUCUUUUGAUCUUUUUAUUUAUUGGUUUUAUAUUUCAUGGUGAAUGGUCAAUUACAAGAUUCACAGUUUCUAUAAUUGGGUUUAUUGCUUGUGUCAUGGUGGUUGUCGGUUUCAAGGCUAAAUGGUCUGCUACUUUUUUGGUCUUAUUUCUUUCCGUCUUUAAUAUAUUUAUCAAUAACUUUUGGUCAGUUCAUCAUGCUGAUCCACAACGUGAUUUCUUGAAAUAUGAUUUCUUUCAAACACUUAGUAUUGUUGGUGGACUAUUACUAUUAGUAAACAUGGGUCCUGCUUAUACUAAAACCCCACAAGAAUUAUUAGAAUAUUUUGAUGUUGACAUUGAACAUGGUUUAACUGAGAAACAACUCCAAAAGGCAAUCGAAAAAUAUGGAAAAAAUGAACUUCCUCAAGAAGAACCUACCCCUUUAAUAGAGCUUAUUUUAGAACAAUUUAAAGAUCAACUUGUAAUAAUUCUUUUGAUUUCUGCCGCAAUAUCUUUUGUACUUGCUUUAUUGGAAAGCGAGAAUGAACAAGGAACAGCUUUUGUUGAGCCAAUUGUUAUUCUUUUAAUUUUAAUUGCAAAUGCUACUGUCGGUGUAGUUCAAGAAACUAAUGCUGAAAAGGCUAUCGAGGCUUUAAAAGAAUAUUCACCUGAUGAAGCAAAAGUUUUACGUGGUGGUCAUCACUUUAAAAUUCAUUCAUCUGAACUUGUCCCUGGUGAUAUUAUUGAUAUUUCUGUGGGUGAUAAAAUUCCUGCUGAUGCUCGUUUAUUAAAAAUUAGCUCUUCCACCUUUCGUGUUGAUCAAUCUCUAUUAACUGGUGAAAAUGUCAGUGUUAACAAAAUCACUGAAGCAAUCAACGAUCCAAACGCUGGGACCACAGUCGUAUUAGGAAAAGGCCGUGCAGUAGUAGUUCAAACAGGGUCGAGUACCGCAAUAGGAGAUAUUCACAAAAGUAUUACAACUCAGAUAUCUGAAAAAACUCCUUUAAAACGUAAAUUGGACGAAUUUGGUGAUUUACUUGCUAAAGUUAUAUCGGUUAUAUGUGUUCUUGUAUGGGUUAUAAACAUUCGUCAUUUCAAUGAUCCUUCACAUCAUAGUUGGCUUAAAGGUGCUAUUUAUUAUUUCAAAAUUGCUGUUGCAUUAGCUGUUGCUGCAAUACCUGAAGGAUUGGCUGUAGUUAUUACUACUUGUUUGGCUUUGGGUACCAAAAAAAUGGCAAAAAGGAAUGCUAUUGUUCGUUCUCUUCCAUCCGUAGAAACAUUAGGUUGCACCAGUAUUAUAUGUUCCGAUAAAACUGGUACUCUUACUACAAAUCAAUAUCAUGUUGAGGGUUCAAGUUAUGCUCCACAUGGUGAUAUUUUCACUUCUGAUGGCAAAAUUGUCGAAUCACUUCCUGUAAUUAAUGCUUGUGUAAAUGAUUUGGCUCGAGUUUGUGCUUUAUGUAAUGAUUCACAGAUUGCCUAUGAUGAUUCAACUUCUACGUAUCAUAAUGUUGGUGAACCUACAGAAGCUGCUCUUAAAGUUCUUGUUGAAAAACUUGGCACUGAUAAUUCACAUUUCAAUUCUUCCCUUUCUACUUUAUCAUCAAAAGCUCGUACAACUGCUUGUAAUAACUAUUAUGAUAGUCAUAAUCGUCGUAUUGCUACACAUGAAUUUUCACGUGAUAGAAAAUCUAUGUCUGUUCUAGUUCAGUCAACUAAAGUUGAUUCUUCAGCUACAUUACUUGUAAAAGGUGCACCAGAAUCUGUACUUGAUCGUUGCAAAUUUGUACGUUUAUCAUCAGAUAUUAGUCCUGCGACUACAGAAUUAGCUCCCAAAAUUAGGCAAAGAUUAAAUGAAAAAAUUUUAGAAUAUGGUAGACAAGGUUUACGUGUUUUAGCUAUUGCAAAAAUUGAUGGAUUGACAUCAUCAUCCUUGAGCGGAUACGACCUUAAUGAUCCUAAUGCAUUUAUCCAGAUAGAACACAACAUGACUUUUAUUGGAUUUGUUGGUAUGCUUGAUCCACCACGCCCGGAGGUUGUUGAAUCGAUAAAAAAAUGUGUGACUGCUGGUAUUCGUGUUAUUGUAAUUACUGGCGAUAAUCAAAAUACAGCUGAAGCUAUCUGUAGAAAAAUUGGUAUCUUUGGCGAACAUGAAGAUUUAACAGGAAAGUCAUAUACCGGUAGAGAAUUUGAUCAAAUGUCAAAUGAUCAAAAAUUAGUAGUAGUAAAGCAAGCUAGUUUGUUUUCAAGAACUGAACCAACUCACAAAAGCGAACUUGUUGAUUUACUACAAAGUCAAGGUGAAAUAGUUGCUAUGACAGGUGAUGGUGUGAAUGAUGCACCAGCUCUCAAAAAAGCUGAUAUUGGUAUAGCAAUGGGAUCUGGAACAGAUGUUGCCAAGCUAGCAGCUGAUAUGGUUCUUGCUGAUGAUAAUUUUGCAUCCAUUGAAGGUGCUAUUGAAGAAGUAAUACUUGGCAUGCCAGAAGCAUUAAUUCCUGUUCAACUUCUCUGGGUAAAUCUUGUAACUGAUGGUCUUCCAGCUGUUGCACUUGGAUUUAAUCCUCCAGAUCACGAUAUAAUGAGAUGUCCACCAAGAAAUGCUCGUGAGCCUAUUGUUGGAAGAUGGUUAUUCUUUCGAUAUGUCAUUGUUGGUACUUAUGUUGGUGCUGCUACGGUGUUUGCAUAUGCUUGGUGGUUUUUGUUUUAUGAAGGUGGACCGCAAAUUUCUUUUUAUCAAUUGUCUAAUUUUCACAGAUGCAAUGAAUUAUUUCCGGAAAUUGGUUGUGAAAUGUUUUCUAAUAUAAUGUCUAUGCGUGCAACCACAAUGUCGCUUUCUGUUUUGGUGACCAUCGAAAUGUUUAAUGCCACAAACUCUCUUAGUGAAAAUGAAAGUUUAUUAACCCUUCCAGUAUGGUGUAACAUGUACCUUGUCUAUUCAAUUUGUCUUUCAAUGUUAUUACAUUUCAUGAUACUUUAUGUUCCAUUCUUUUCGAUGCUUUUUGCAAUCGUACCUUUAAAUUGGGCAGAAUGGCAAGCAGUAAUAUAUAUAUCAAUACCUGUUAUUUUUAUAGAUGAAAUAAUGAAAUUAUUGAGUCGUGUAUAUGUUG
Molecule: messenger RNA, 3577 nt
Organism: Entrophospora candida
Lineage: Eukaryota; Fungi; Glomeromycota; Glomeromycetes; Entrophosporales; Entrophosporaceae
Source: the annotation of a GenBank genome assembly